CCGGCCGCCCUGGGGGUCUCUGGGGGAAAUACCGCACUUGCAAUAGCUUGGUUUCACGUGACGUCACAGUGCUGCUGCGCGAUACCGCGAAAUUCAGAUGGAGGGCAGGAAGUGAAUUAGCUGAGGAUCGGCCGUCUGAAAUAAUGCCUAUGUUUUGUGUAGUUUACGGCUGCUCCAAUCGUUCGAACCGAGAAAAGGAAAAGAGCUUUUACAGAGUACCAAAGAUUGUUGUCCAUAAAGGUGAAAACUGUAAAAAGCUCACAGAACAACGCUGUAAAAAAUGGAUAUUAAACUUACGUCUGCGGUCUGGAGGAGCAGAGUCUGCCAACGCCCGUGUCUGCAGUGACCACUUCGUCGGAGGCUGUCCUAGCGCUUUGGGUGACGUUGAGUCGGUAGACUGGGCUCCGACGGUAAACCUCGGUUACCAAAAAACUAAGCCCAAAUCGGAAGCCUCUCUUCAACGAGAGAAGAGGAUGAAGCUCAAAGAAGAUCAACAAAGCCGGUCGGAAUGUGCAGAGGCAAUGUUGGAUCUCCAAAAGACAGCUGAGAGCCUGGGUAUGAGCUCCGAUCUAACGCAGACAGGCGACUGCUCUGAACCGAAGCAGCCAGCUGACAACCCACAAUCAGAAGGCAGCAGUGGGGACAAUGGGACAUUAAAUGAUCUAGCCUAUGCAGAUGCCGGAUGCCAGACUGAGCUAACCAUGGAUGACAUUGAGAAGAUGGAGGAUGUUCUGGGACAGAUCACAACAGAGCUGGGAGAUCUUCGAACCAAAGCACUGGACACACAGUUCAACCAGGAGUCCUUUGAAAAAAAUGAAGACAAGACAAAGUUCUACACAGGCCUCCCCAACUUCUUAAUUUUAAUGCAGAUUUUUGAGCUGUGUGAACCCUACAUUCCCUCUGGUCCUAUGUCUGUGCUGUCAAAAUUUGAACAGUUAAUUUUAGUUUUACUGAGUCUGAGACUAAAUCUCCAACUGAAAGAUUUAGCUUUCAGGUUUAAGAUAUCUCUGCCCACCCUGUUGCACCCCAAGGCUAUGUCACUUACAUAUCUUGUGCCUGGGGAGGGAGAGUCAGUGAUAAACAGAUCACAAUAG
This is a messenger RNA of Fundulus heteroclitus (mummichog), 1094 nucleotides long. RefSeq lists its product as uncharacterized. Lineage: Eukaryota; Metazoa; Chordata; Actinopteri; Cyprinodontiformes; Fundulidae. The transcript has 3 exons. Bases 144 to 1094 code for a protein of 316 amino acids. The record is from RefSeq and is a predicted model, not a curated record.